Perca flavescens (yellow perch) is the source of this 2248-nucleotide messenger RNA. It is a transcript of the gene auh, whose product is annotated as AU RNA binding protein/enoyl-CoA hydratase. The record is from RefSeq and is a predicted model, not a curated record. The coding region runs from base 1 to 996 and encodes 331 amino acids. Gene Ontology annotation, cellular component: mitochondrion. Gene Ontology annotation, biological process: fatty acid beta-oxidation. The transcript has 10 exons. Lineage: Eukaryota; Metazoa; Chordata; Actinopteri; Perciformes; Percidae. Gene Ontology annotation, molecular function: enoyl-CoA hydratase activity.
AUGGUCCUGGCAGUCCUAAUGGGACACAGAGCCUUCUUGCAAGCUUUCCGCGUGAAGGCAACGGGCCACAACAGUGUCUGUAGGCUGGCAGCGGCCUUCUCCUGCUCGAGACAGUAUGUUUUCCCCGGGAAAGUCUCGCCUUCUUCUCGCCUUAACGGUCCCGGAGCAGGGACCCGACACUACAGCUCGGACCCGAAGGAGGACCUGCGCGUCCGAUACCUGGACGGAGAAGACGCCGGUAUUGUUGUCGUUGGGAUAAAUCGACCCAAAGCGAAAAAUGCCAUAAGCAAAAAUCUGGUCAAGAUGAUGUUUGAGGCUGUGGAGGAUAUCAAGAAGAAUAAUAAAGUGCGCAGUGUAAUUCUAUGCAGUUUAGUUCCUGGGAUCUUCUGUGCAGGUGCAGACCUGAAGGAGAGGGCCAAGAUGCACCAGAGUGAAGUGGCACCGUUUGUGUCCAAAGCCAGAGCACUCAUCACGGAGCUGGGUAACCUGCCGGUACCAACGAUUGCUGCCAUUGAUGGAGCUGCCUUAGGAGGAGGCUUGGAAAUGGCCCUUGCUUGUGACAUCAGGAUUGCCUCCAAUACCGCCAAAAUGGGACUAGUUGAGACCAAACUUGCAAUUAUUCCUGGAGCAGGUGGGACCCAGCGUCUCCCCAGGGUGAUAAGUGUCUCUCUUGCUAAGGAGCUCAUCUUUGCUGCUCGGGUAGUGGACGGAGCAGAGGCGUGUCGACUGGGCCUUACCAAUCAUUCUGUGGAGCAGAAUAACAGUGGAGACGCUGCCUACAUGCGGGCUCUGGAGCUCGCCCGCGAGAUCAACCCUCAGGGUCCAAUUGCAAUAAGGAUGGCCAAACUGGCGAUCAACCAGGGCAUAGAGGUGGAUUUAUCUACUGGUCUGGCAAUUGAAGAAGCAUGCUAUGCCCAGGUGAUACCAACUAAAGAUCGAUUGGAGGGUUUGGCUGCAUUCAAGGAGAAGAGGCGUCCUCAGUUCAAGGGGGAGUGAAGCCCCACUACUUCCAGAAACAAUCCUGAGUUCUGCCUUCAGCUCUCCUACUACUCCACUGCUUCCAACAUGUUACGGGUGAAACUGGACACGUCGACACCCAGGGGACGUCUGUCAGACCGCAGGACAUUAGGGCCGCUCCUGGCUGGCGUUUUUACCAGGGACUCGAAUGUUCAAGUGUAAAGCACGUCCACCAAGCAAACUAACCAAUCAUUGGCCACUGCUUACAGUACUAAAAACGUACGUAACUAUCUCAACUGGCAAUCUAAAACAUCAAAUUAGAUCAAAUGGCUAUUGAUCUUUGCAUUAUGAUUGGUAGUUGGUCACUAACCUCUUUGACUUAUAAUCCAAUCAUCCAGCCACUGACAUGUCUGAAUGCUUCACAUAAAUGAUGCAUCAGAAAGAUCAUUGCCUCUCUCUUUUUUUACUUUGGUAGAAAUGUACCACUCUGUUCAUAACACUGAAUAACAGAGGUGUCUGCAUGAAAUCAUAAAACAGAAAAUAGUUUUGUCUCACUUGAAUAAUGUCCAGAGGGUGGAAUUUUGGAUUUUAAAGUUAUUACCACUAUGUGUAACAUUCGGUGCCUCUGCCUCCCUGUGCUAUUGACAAAAAAAAAGACACUGUGACCCAAGAUGAAUUGGCUGAUAACAAACGCCUAGCCUAAAUCUAGUAUCAAGUUUAGAUGGUUGUCUUUAAUCAUAGCAUUUUAGAUGUACAGUAGUGGCUUUAAGGACCACACAGGUUGUUACUGUGCCUCAAAACUAACCAGAGCUCCAUUACAUACAUAAUACAUUCUUCAAAUGAAAUCGGCAUGUUGCAAAAACAAAUGAUUUUGAGAAGAGCGCUUUUUUAAGAGCUUUCUACCACAUCUCAGUUAAAUUAGUGGAUGGUGCUUGUUAGAUUGACUCAAUUUGUAGCCUAAGUUAGCUCAUACUGAGACACUUCAUCAGGUCAUAGAGACCAUUACAUUUGGUUAAAAGCUUGAGAUCUUUCUCCGGACAUAUUUGAUAUUCAUUUAUUUUAUUUAUUUUUUGACAUCUUUUCUACAGAGCCCCCAACAUACAACACACACACACACACACACACACACACAGAGACACACAGACACACACAGCUUUUAUGAAACUGUUGAUGGAAGAUUGAGCCACAGUGGAGAUGAUUGUAUGUUAUGUUAGUAAGUGAAGUGGGACAGCCCACAGGGCAUCAGACCGUAUCCCACCGUUGUAAAUAAAACUUGAGUCUUCCCCUACAA